CAAACCCGAAACUAAUAGGAUUGAAAAGUGGAAAAGACGAGUUACAACGCGUUUCUAGAUUCUUUUCUUGAAAGAAUUGAAGUCCCAGAAUGAUUGAAAAUUUCCAGGAAAAUCCUCCUCCAUUCGCCCAACCAAAGCAAAGGAAAAAUCCAUUUUGUAAAUUUGACUUUUAACCUCUCUAUUUCCGUUUCUUUAAUUCGUAAAUUCUCUUUUCCUUUCUCUACGUAUAUAACAGAAAAACUAUCUCCUCACCUUCAACUUCAAUUCGUUCAAUCUCUGAACAACUUUUUUUUUUUUCUCGAUACUCAAUUAUGUCGAAUUCGGAUUCUGAUUCCUCAUCACACAAUGAUCCCGAUUACAAAAAAUUCAGACAAAUCACGCGUGACAGUAACUUGCAUUGGAGUUUAGGAUUAUUGCAUGAAAUGCUUGGGUCAGCGAAAACUGGAAGCUCAAUAUCAAACUGGAAGGUACUGAUAAUGGACAAACUUACGGUUAAGAUUAUGUCUUACUCUUGCAAGAUGGUUGACAUCAUACAAGAAGGAGUUUCAUUGGUAGAAGAUAUAAAUAAACGGAGACAGCCAUUGCCCUCUAUGGAUGCUGUCUACUUUAUCCAGCCAACCAAAGAGAAUGUUCUAUUGUUCCUAUCGGACAUGUCUGGAAAAUCGCCUUUAUAUAGGAGGGCAUUUGUUUUCUUUAGUUCACCUAUUUCAAGAGAAUUGGUUACUCACAUCAAGAAGGAUACAAGAGUUAUAACUCGCUUAGGUGCUCUGAGAGAGAUGAAUUUGGAAUACUUAGCCAUAGAUAGCCAGGGUUUUGUCACUGAUAACGAAAGGGCUUUAGAGGAACUUUUUGGUGAUGGGGAAAAUUCUCGCAAAGGUGAUGCAUGUUUAGAUGUGAUGGCCACACGCAUUGCUACAGUUUUUGCUUCAUUAAGGGAAUUUCCUUUUGUCCGCUACCGGGCUGCCAAGAUGCUUGAUGCAAUGACAGUUACAACUUUCUAUGAUCUAGUUCCCACAAAGCUUGCAGCCGCUGUGUGGAAUUGUCUCAUGAAAUAUAGACAAACUAUUGAGAAUUUCCCUCAGACAGAAACAUGCGAUUUGCUUAUCCUAGAUCGUUCUGUUGAUCAGAUUGCUCCUAUCAUACAUGAGUGGACAUAUGAUGCCAUUUGCCAUGAUUUACUUAAUAUGGAAGGCAAUAAAUAUGUGCAAGAGGUUCCAAGCAAAACAGGUGGUCCACCAGAGAAAAAAGAAGUUCUUUUGGAGGAACAUGAUCCCAUUUGGCUUGAACUUCGUGAUGUACAUAUAGCAGAUGCUAGUGAGCGUUUACAUGAGAAGAUGACCAACUUUGUAUCAAAGAACAAAGUUGCUCAAAUUCAACAAGGUUCAAGAUUUGGUAGUGAACUUUCUACAAGGGAUUUGCAAAAGAUGGUUGAUGCAUUGCCACAAUACAGUGAGCAAAUUGAAAAGCUUUCCCUCCAUGUGGAGAUUGCUGGAAAAGUCAACAAAAUUAUCAGGGAGUUUGGACUCAUAGAACUUGGGCAGCUGGAGCAGAAUCUUGUUUUUGGUGCUGUUGGAAUGAAGGAUGUGAUUAAGUUCUUAGCUACAAAAGAGGAUAUAACAAGUGCAAAUAAGUUGCGGUUAUUGAUGAUUCUUGCAUCCAUGUAUCCUGAGAAGUUUGAGGGUGACAAGGGUAUGAAUCUAAUGAAGUUAGCAAAACUACCACCAGAUGAUAUGACUGCUGUAAAUAAUAUGAGAUUGCUUGGGGGAUCAUCAAUUAGCAAAAAGAAUUCAGUUGGGGCCUUUGCUCUUAAAUUUGAUAUCUAUAAGAAGAAGAAGAGAGCUGCUAGGAAAGACCUCAAUGGUGAAGAGCAAAAAUGGAAGUUAUCACGCUUUUACCCCAUGAUGGAGGAACUAGUUGAAAAACUUAGCAAAAGAGAAUUAUCGAAGGAUGAUUAUCCAUGUGUUAACGAUCCUAGUCCAACAUUCCACAGUACAACCCUUCCUACGGUAUGUGAAGCUCCAGCAGCUCAUUCAAUGAGAUCCAGACCGAAAUCAACAUGGGCCCGACAACGGUAUUCUGAUGAUGGAUAUUCAAGUGAUUCAGUGCUAAGAUAUGCAUCUGGUGAAUUAAAGAAGAUGGGUCAACGUAUUUUUGUAUUUAUUGUUGGUGGAGCUACUAGAUCAGAGUUACGGGUAUGUCACAAGCUAACAACAAAGCUGAACAGGGAAGUUAUUCUGGGCUCAUCAAGUAUAGAUGACCCUCCUCAGUUUAUCAAGGUAUUUACUUUCCCAAGUAGUUCUUCCUAUCCAGCCCAAAUCAAUCUUGCAGUUUUUUGUUUUGCAGAAACUAAAGUCGCUGACUGCACCUGAACUUUCAUUGGACGAUAUCCAGAUCUAAAUGAGGUUUAACUGCACUUCUGAUCUAGAUAAGUAACCAUAUAUACAUGUAGUCUUAUCCACAUUAAUCUUCUAGCGGUUGGUCAAAUUGAAUGUCUCUUGCUAUCUGUCGUUGGCAUGUCUAGAAUGUUUUGGAUGUUGGUCAGGUGAUGUUUUUCAGUAUGUAUUAUAAUUAAUUCGGAGUCACUAUGAAAUUCAGUUGUAUAGUUUUUAUUACAUCUAAUAGAAAGCAAUUCAAAUCUGAAAUUUAAGGAUA
Mangifera indica (mango) is the source of this 2652-nucleotide messenger RNA. Its product is annotated as SNARE-interacting protein KEULE-like. The coding region runs from base 312 to 2369 and encodes 685 amino acids. Gene Ontology annotation, cellular component: secretory granule; plasma membrane. Gene Ontology annotation, biological process: intracellular protein transport; vesicle-mediated transport. NCBI's taxonomy places the organism in Eukaryota, Viridiplantae, Streptophyta, Magnoliopsida, Sapindales, Anacardiaceae. The transcript has 20 exons. The record is from RefSeq and is a predicted model, not a curated record. Gene Ontology annotation, molecular function: syntaxin binding.